AUAUGGGACUUGCGUAGAAUGAACUCAAUUACCGGGCAACCAAAGAACGCUUGUAUACUCGAUGCAUCCAGUGUACGGGAAUCCGUGGAUUGUUACUUCUCUAGUCCCGUCUCGGAACCGCAUCGAUGCACUUGCUGUGAUCCACACGGACCGGCAGAGGUGAUACCGAUUUCCGGGACACCGUGGGUCAAGAACCCAGCCCAAGAAUCGGGCGAGUAUCCAUAUGCAGCACGUUUGCUGCCCAGUCGUGCCAUUGUGGCCGCCGGGUCCGGGUUUCAGGAAGUUCGUGUGGUCGGACGUGACACAUUAUUGCCGAUUGCCCGUGUCCCUAUGGAUUCUGUGGUGCAGACAUUGGAUACAAUUCUCGAUGGACGCUACAUUGGUGCCGGAUGCUCCAGUGGAACUGUUGCCAUCAUAGGACUAGCUUAA
Messenger RNA from Echinostoma caproni, 429 nucleotides. The record is from the annotation of a GenBank genome assembly. NCBI's taxonomy places the organism in Eukaryota, Metazoa, Platyhelminthes, Trematoda, Plagiorchiida, Echinostomatidae.